UUGGCUGGGACUAACAAUUUAAUUUGAUCUCAUAGGAUUUCGAAUACAUCUCCUCUACGUCGCGGGCAUUGGUUAAUUUGAUAUUUGAUCGGAGGAGUAAUCGUCGAUUCAAGACCAGAGGGACCUGAAAAUGGCAUCCACCGAGGGUCUGGUUCCCAUAACCAGGCAAUUCCUCGCUUCUUUUUACGACAAAUACCCUUUUGCGCCUCUCUCCGGUGACGUUUCUCGUCUUUCCUCUGAGAUUCGCUCCUUGGCCUCUGAUUUGCUCAAAGACUUUCCUUCCUCACAAGGCGAAAGGCUAUUAGUGGAAGAAGCGGACCGUCAGCCUGUUCAUAAAAUUGACGAGAAUAUGUGGAAGAAUCGAGAGCAUAUGGAAGAAAUUCUGUUUUUGCUUGAUCAUUCCCGCUGGCCAUCGGCACUUCGACAGCCAUCCACACCUGAAGAUAGUGAACUUGCUACUGAUUUUAGCAACAUGAGAGACAAGUUUCACAAGACUUUUAAGACACUGGAGUCUUUCCAAGUCAAAAAUUCUGAACGUGUGUUUAAUACAGUUAUGACCUACAUGCCUCAAGAUUUUCGGGGAACACUUAUCAGACAACAAAGGGAGCGUUCAGAAAAGAAUAAGCAAGCAGAGGUUGAUGAUUUGGUUAAUUCUGGUGGAAGCAUACGUGAUCGCUAUGCUUUGUUAUGGAAACAACAAAUGGAUAGGAGGAGACAGUUAGCACAGCUUGGUUCUGCAACAGGUGUAUACAAAACUCUUGUAAAGUACUUGGUAGGAGUUCCACAGGUUUUACUAGAUUUUAUUCGGACAAUAAAUGAUGAUGAUGGGCCUAUGGAAGAGCAAAGACAGCGUUAUGGACCAUCUUUAUACAGCCUUACAUCACUGGUUCUUUCUAUUCGACUUUUCGUUACACUAUCAUGGGGGAGGUUUGAGGCUAGUAAAUUAAACGGGCAUCAAGUUGCUAUCUUGAAACAAGCUGUUGAUGUCUACACCCAUGAGUUUGAAAGAUUUAUAAACUUCAUCAGUGAGGUAUUUGCAAAUUCUCCUUUCUUUAUUUCAGCAGAAGUUGCUGGUACACUAGAUGCAAGGACGAAUGAUGAAUUCAAAGAGAUAAUUGUUCCAGCUGGGAAAACCCAUGAGGUUUCAUUGUUAGUGGACUCAAUAAACUCAUACAUUGCUUGGGAUUUCUCUUUGAUGCAAGGCAAGAUGAACGUGGAUAUUGGAUUUAGUGUGGAACAUGUGGAUCCUCGUGGGCAAAAGACUCUGAUAUUACCUUACCGCCGAUAUGAAUCUGACCAAGGUAACUUUUGCACUUGCAUCGCUGGAAACUACAAACUGAUCUGGGAUAAUUCAUAUUCAGCUUUUUUCAAAAAGGUCAUCCGCUACAAGGUGGACUGUAUACCUCCAGUCGUGGAACCAGUGCAAUCUACAAAUGAAGUGGAAGGAUGAGAGGAUCCUUAAUGGCUUAGCAUCCUGUCAAAUGAUGCUUUAGCGAUUUCAAUCAAAUUCAUUUGUACUCUUUAUCAUUUUUUUUUUUCAAAUUGCAUCUGGUUAGAGAGACUUGUUCUUGUUUUGGCACAGAUGGUUGAACAGAAGCAUAGUAACUGUUGUAUAUUACCUGGAAGUUGGCAUAACCCAUUCUUCUUACUGUUGUAAAUUGUAACAUUUUGUAACAAGUUCUAGACUCAGAGAAACGGAUUUUUCUCCCUUGCUCCUAUAA
This is a messenger RNA of Hevea brasiliensis (rubber tree), 1721 nucleotides long. RefSeq lists its product as uncharacterized. The record is from RefSeq and is a predicted model, not a curated record. The transcript is spliced from 15 exons. Bases 131 to 1450 code for a protein of 439 amino acids. NCBI's taxonomy places the organism in Eukaryota, Viridiplantae, Streptophyta, Magnoliopsida, Malpighiales, Euphorbiaceae.